UUGAACUGGGAAAUUGGGAUAUGGAAAUGAAAGUAGGGCGAUACUUCUCCACAAAUGUCGGAAGUCAGGAAGGAUUAUUCCUCAAAAGAAUUCCAGUCCGAAUUAACUUUAGCGCUCUAAAUUAACUGCCUGCUCAACCAGUUCAAUUGGAGACACGCAAAUGUGUGAAAUGAUCAUGAAAAAAUAAUCUUGGUCUCCAGGAAUCCAAAUGCUCAAAGAACCUGAAUAUAUAAACAACUGAUGAGGAUUCUAAAGAGUUUCAUAUUAAUUACCUUAACCAUCCCUGCUGAUGAACUGAACUUCAACCAGCAUGCAGAUUAUUUUACUGUGGUUUGUUUCUACUUCUUUCUGGACUUUUCGGGUUUAAACCUAAAGAGCUUGACGGCAUCACUCGGUCCUGACAGAACCAAAGUGUCUUGCUUGGAUCCAUAUAUAACAAUGCAGUAGGCUACUUUUUCUAAUGUGUUGAAGAAACCAUAAUAUAAGUAUUGAGAUUAAAUAUUUGCCUCUGCUUUCAAAUUAACAUCUCUUGCACCUUAUAUAAACAUGAUCAAUUUUGGAAUUGUUAUUUUUAUUGCUGCUAGUUUGAAUUUCAAAUUGUGUCUCAGCACAUGUGCUCGUGCUGAAUAUGAGAUCAAUGGAGAAUGCUGCCCCAUGUGUGCUCCAGGAAACCAUGUUUUUUGGCAUUGCACUGUAGAUACAAGUACAACUUGUAUUCCAUGUUCUGCAUUGACUUACAUUGAUGAACCCAAUCGGUCAGAUAAAUGCUUUCCCUGCUCUGUCUGUGAUGCAGGACUACGAGGAGUAAAAAUAAAUAGAAGCUGCACCCGCUCUGCAGAUACUGUCUGUGAGCCACUGGAGGGAUUCUACUGCAUUGAGCAAAAUAAAGGCAGCUGUACAUAUGCUGUGCAACACUCUAAAUGUCACCCUGGACAAUGUAUCAAACAAGCAGGAACAGCAUUUACUGAUACUGUAUGUGACGACUGCAUGGAAGGCACUUACUCUAACGGCUCUUUGACAACCUGUCAACCACAUUCAAUAUGCGAGAGUGAAGGCCUUAAAGAAAUAAAACCAGGAACAAUGUCAUCUGAUGUGGAAUGUGGGAAGUCAGUUUCAGUUAGUAUCAUCGUUGGAGUCAUUGCUGCAAUCAUUAUUGGUGUUUUGGUGACUGCUGUUGGGAUCAAAAUAUAUUGCAAAUUAAAACAGAAAAGAGAUUCAAAUGGUUACUUAUUACCAAUGCAAGAGAGUAAUUCCACUGUGGCAGAAGAGAGACCAGUACCGGAAGGUGCCUGUGAACCAGAUAUUCACCAUCUAAAGGAUUAUGAGAGAGAAUCGGAAGCGAAAGUGACCUGACCGUGCAAAGCAAUAUUUAUCACAAAACAUGGACACUAUCUGACUGUAAAUUUAGUUGAAUUCUUUUUACAAAUAUAAAUUGUACAAAUAUAAUUGUAAAGAUCGAUAGAUACUCUCUCUGUGUUGUUCUUUUUUUUUAAGAUUGGCACACUUACUCAAUAACGCAAAACAGUGUGAUUAAAAAUCGCUGUCAACGAA
Messenger RNA from Pimephales promelas (fathead minnow), 1551 nucleotides. RefSeq names its product tumor necrosis factor receptor superfamily member 14. Gene Ontology annotation, cellular component: membrane; external side of plasma membrane. Gene Ontology annotation, biological process: negative regulation of alpha-beta T cell proliferation; positive regulation of cytokine production involved in immune response; defense response to Gram-positive bacterium. Gene Ontology annotation, molecular function: transmembrane signaling receptor activity; protein binding. The record is from RefSeq and is a predicted model, not a curated record. Lineage: Eukaryota; Metazoa; Chordata; Actinopteri; Cypriniformes; Leuciscidae.